AUGAGUCGGCAAACUUUUCUUUCCAGUCCAAAGUUCAAUAAGACUUAUAUAUACAAAUCUCCUAAUACCAAAUAUCAGUCUACUACUUCAUCUCAAAAAACAAAAAAUCCAGAAAUUACAGCUGGUAGUUCUUCCCAUACUGCAAUACUAACAACAAUUCCUAUAGAAGAAGAAAUUCAGAAUAAUGCAACAGCUCAAAAACAGAUAGCUAGUUCUAAAGAAAUUGCUGAAAAAAAAAUUAAAGUGUUGGAACAAAUAUAUAACAUUACUACUGAUCCACAGCCUUUGUAUGAUUUAUAUAAUAGAAUCAAAAGUCUAAGAACUGAUAUUCAAUCGUAUGAAAAAAAAAUGCAAAAAUUAAAAAGAAAUGCUGAAUAUCAGUCCAAAUGUUAUUCUAAAAAAACUAAAGCUAUAGUAAAGCGACAAGAGGUAGUUAAAUAUGAUAAAAGUAGUAGACCAUCAUUCUUACUUCAACACUCAGAUUUGUUAGAACAUAUACAUGAUUCAGUUGAGUAUGGAUCAGCAGAUGCAUGUAGAUGUAAAGAAGCCAUUAAAGUAAGGAUUUAUCAUCCUAAUGAUCACUAUUGUCUUGCUUCUGUAAAAGGAGCAAGGCAAUUUGCACAAACCUUUGCUGAAUUUUCUGUUAUCAUCUCACAAGAUGAUAAAGUGAAAAUAAGUUUAGGUAUAGCUGCAGUUGGCAGAACAUUUCAUACCUUGCAAUCAUCCUUUCAACCAGUCCAAAUACCUGACCAUGACUUUGUACAUAGAAGUAAUCAAAAACUUAUUCCCUCAGUUUACCUUAUAAUUAAACCAAGUAAAGCUAAUGAUAACCUUUGGACAGGGCAAGUUGCAAUUUUUGUUCAGCCUCAAUGGUCAAUCGGCACAUCAUCUAUUACCCACAUGGAAGAUCUUACUUGUCUUGUAUUAGAUAAUCAAUAUUCUAAAGCACUAAAAGUGAAUAGUAAUAUAAAACCAAUAUGGAUAUUAUUAGUUAAUGGUGGACCUGACGAAAAUUCCAGGCACCUUAAAAAUAUUGAAUCAUAUUGCAAGAUUUUUAAAAAAUUUGGUCUUGAUUACUUGUCUGUAUGUACACAUGCCCCAGGCCAAUCGAAAUAUAAUCCUGUUGAAAAGGGUAUGGCUACACUUUCUAGUAAGUUAGCUAGGGUUGUAUUGCCAAUAGAUUAUUUUGGAAAGCACCUUGAUAGUCAGAGUAGAGUUAUUAAUAAUGAAUUAGCAAAUAAAAAUUUUUAUUAUGCUGGUUCUAUGCUAAGUGAUAUAUGGAGUCAGGAUCCUAUCUUUGGAAAAUAUGUAAAAACAACAUAUGUCAACAAAAUAACUAAUCCAUUCGUGAAUAUUGUGUUUGCUUAUUUUGAAGAUGAAGAAGAGAAAAAUGGCUCUAAUGAAUUUGCUAAUAUUUCUGUUCCGUGGACCUGGAAAGAAAAGCAUUGUAAUAUAUGCCAGUAUUCAGUCGAUAUUAAACAUUGUACCGAUCUAAGUUGCUGUAAACCUAUCAGAGCACAAGAGGCUAUGGAUUUUCUUCAACCCUUCAAUGGUUUUCUUCCUCCUAUUACCAAAGCCCGAGAUGGACACUAUCUUAACCCUGUUCACCUUCUUCAAUAUUCUGAGUUGUUUAAAGUUCCUAAAUAUGAUGCCCAUUGUCCAUUUAUUGACCAAACAACAUAUUCUCGACUUUGCUGCUCAAUUUGUCAUAAGUAUUUUCCAACUCUAUCAUAUGUAGCAAAGUAUAAACGUUUACAACAUUCAUCUACCUGUGAAAGGCUCAAAAAAAAACCAGAAAAUUUGGAAUCAAUUGCAGAAUUCGUUCUAAUUACAAACUCUGCAACUAUGAAAGACUUGAACUUACCAUUUCUAUAA
Cetraspora pellucida is the source of this 1875-nucleotide messenger RNA. The record is from the annotation of a GenBank genome assembly. NCBI's taxonomy places the organism in Eukaryota, Fungi, Glomeromycota, Glomeromycetes, Diversisporales, Gigasporaceae.